Messenger RNA from Camellia sinensis, 1323 nucleotides. NCBI's taxonomy places the organism in Eukaryota, Viridiplantae, Streptophyta, Magnoliopsida, Ericales, Theaceae. The record is from RefSeq and is a predicted model, not a curated record.
CAAAAUUCGAUCUUUUUUUCUUGAAAUUCUCGGAUAGGAUGUCCAUGGAAGCACUCAUCCAAAGAUUUACUGGUUCAUUUCUGGACCGAAAUCAUCAUACCUACCCGGAUCUUCCUUUCAAUUUGGUUGAUGGGGACGCAAUUCAUGCGUCCCCUUCCCCGCCGACAUCGGUUGUCAGCUCGGAAGGCGAUGCAGGCGAGGAAGGCGAUUUCUCGGAUGCAACGCUUAAGCUGAUCAGCCAGAUGCUCAUGGAAGAUGGGUUGGAGAACAAACCUUGUAUGUACCAAGACUGCUUGGCUCUCCAAGCUACCGAGAAAUCGUUCUAUGACGUUCUCGGCAAACAGUACCCGCCUCAUCUGAGCUCAGAUGAUAAUUCUCCGAGGACAUGCUCUAGUGACAGUAGCAACAGCUCUGUUUCGGUCAACGAUUUCAUCGAUCAGUCCAGUUGGAUUCGGGAGAAAUUCAAACCCUCUUAUUAUGAUGAGUACACAUUCGAGUCCAUCAUGCAGUCAAUCAGUUCUCCAAAUGGCUCGGGAGACGGGUCAGUUGACUCUCUUCCAUUUCAGAUUUCAUCAGAAGCAAAAUUUGGAGAGUUAGUCCCAACUACAGAUUAUGUGAACUAUAGAUCGGAAAGUACUUGGAAGGUUUUGGAGGGUGCAGAACAGAACCAGGGGGACCAUCCGCCCCACGGGUCGAGGGAAAAGAAAACGCACAAUCGAGAAGACGCCGAUUACACAGACGGUGCUGGCCGGAGUAACAAGCAAUUGGCUAGUUUUGCUGAAGAGGCCGAUGAUCAAUUGUACGAUAAGGUGUUACUCUGUCCUCGCUUGAAUCCUCAUUUGCAUCAAGACGAGCCCUUGCACUUUCUAUGCACCGAGCACGAUGAUGAUGAUGCCUCAUCGAUUGUGGCAGGCAGGAAAUCACCGCAGAAUGGGGUGGCAGCAAAAGGAGCGAACGGAGGAGGAAGGGGGCGAGGCAAAAAACAGGGCAACAAGAAGGAAGUGAUCGAUUUGCGGACUCUGCUAUCUCAGUGUGCACAAGCUGUUGCGAACGCAGACAUCAGGAAUGCUAAUGAACUCCUGAAUCGGAUCAGGCAACAUGCUUCACCAACCGGCGAUGGCACCGAAAGGUUGGCCUAUUACUUCGCCAACGCGCUCGAGGCCCGCUUGGCUGGCACCGGGACAUCAUUGUAUGCCGCUUUUAAGACCAAGAGGAUAUCAGUUGCUGAUAUCUUGAAAGGUUACCAAGUCUUUAUGAAGGCAUGCCCUUUCAACAAGAUGUCCAAUAUGUUUGCCAACAAAUCAAUUGCGGCACUGGUUCAUG